This is a messenger RNA of Pezoporus occidentalis (night parrot), 3798 nucleotides long. RefSeq names its product unc-13 homolog D (gene UNC13D). Gene Ontology annotation, biological process: secretion. Bases 78 to 3278 code for a protein of 1066 amino acids. Lineage: Eukaryota; Metazoa; Chordata; Aves; Psittaciformes; Psittacidae. Gene Ontology annotation, cellular component: exocytic vesicle. The record is from RefSeq and is a predicted model, not a curated record. The transcript is spliced from 32 exons.
CUGAGCAUGUGAGAGAGGGGGGGAAGCAGCAGGGGCUGCAGAGCUGCAGCCGCUCUCAGCAGCGAGCCUUCCACGAGAUGGAUGCGGCUGGUGAGACCCCCGUGGGGACCCUCCCUGGGGAAGAGAACCCCGAGAUGGAUCUGUCCCACCGGCUCUCAAAGAGAGAGCUGACCCUGCUCUAUGAGGAGGUCCUCUACACCAUCCAGCACCGCUUGGGCAAGCCUGAGCACCACCAUGUCAUGGAUUCCCAGGAGCUCUAUGCCUACGUUCAAAAGGCUUUUGGCAUGGAUGAAGAGGAGCACAGUGUCAUCAUGCAGCAGGUCAAGGAACUGGAGAGCCCAAUUUUCUGCCUGAAAGCAACCGUGAAGGAAGCCAAGGGGAUUUUGGGUAAAGAUGUCAGUGGGUUCAGUGACCCUUACUGCCUGCUGGGCAUCAAGACCAAGAGCCAGGAACUUGCCAACCCUGACCACAAGAAGCGGAUGAAGGCUGUGGUCAAAGACCUCAUCCCUGAAGACCAGAUCCAUCGCACACAAGUUAUAAGCCAGACCCUCAGCCCGGUGUGGGAUGAGACAUUUAUCCUGGAGUUUGAAGACAUGGAGACAGCCAGCUUCCACCUGGACAUGUGGGACUCGGACAUGGUGGAGUCAGUGCGGCACAAGCUGGGGGAGCUGACAGACCUCCACGGCCUCAAACGGAUCUUUAAAGAUGCUCGCAAAGACAAAGGGCAGGAUGAUUUCCUGGGGAAUGUGGUCCUUCACCUGAAGGAUCUGCACUGCUGGAAUGACCGAUGGUACCAGCUGGAGCCACGAACGGAGACGUACCCAAACCGGGGACAGUGUCACCUGCAGUUCCUGCUUACACACAAGAAGAGGGCCACCACGAGCAGUCGAACACAGCCAAGCUACGCUGUCCAUCGCCACCUCCUGCAGCAGCUGGUGUCCUAUGAGAUCCUUCAGCACCAGGCCGGCAACAUUGACUGGGGUGGGGAGCUGAGCAGGCAUGCCAGCACCGUGCUGUACCUGCAUGCCACGCAGAAGGAUCUCUCUGACUUCCACCAGGUCAUAGUGAGGUGGCUGGCAUACAGCAAGCUCUACCAGAGCCUGGAGUUCAACAGCAACUGCCUGCUCCACCAGAUCACCAGUAUUGAGUACCAGUGGGUACAGGAGCGCCUGAGGCCAGAGCAGAAAGCAGAGGUGGCCGAGUCCUUCCAGUCCUUGCUGACUUAUGGGGUCUCCCUCAUUCGGAGGUACCGCAUCAUUUUCCCGCUUUCUGUCCCAAGGUCCACAGAGAGACUCCAGUCCCUGCUCCGAGUCCUGGUCCAGAUGUGCAAAAUGAAAGCUUUCCAUGAGCUGUGCACGCCCAGCCCCAAACUCCCCCACAUGGUCUUCACAGCGCUGAAGUCAGGCACAACAGAGUGGUUCCAUAUGAAGAAGCAGCAUCUCAAGCCCAUGGUGAAGAGCAUGGAGGAGAACGGCAAAGCCUUGUCCAGACUCCUCCUGGAGGUGUUAGGAGAUCUCCAACAGUGCCAGAAAAUCUGGAAUAGAUUUUUCAUCAGCACCUUGAAGUUGAAUCUCUUCUCCAUCGCCUACCUGGAGCUGGAGAGGCUGGUUGCGGAGCAUGUCCAGGAGCAGCUACGCGAGGUCAACAGCAGUAUGUCCAAACCCACAGCCGAGAGCCUUUUCCAGCUCUACAUGAACCUCCAGGAGCUUUAUCGGAUGAAGGACUUCCUCCCAGAGAGGGAUGGACCUCUGGCUCUGAACAAUUUCCACCAGUGGUUCAAGGAAGGUGUUCCCCAGUGGCUGCAGAAGGCCUACACCAUUGCUCUGGAGAGGGCACAGAGAGCUGUCCAAAUGGACCAGCUGACACCCUUUGGGGAGCACAACAAGCACAGCACUUCCACUGUUGACCUGUCCACCUGCUAUGCCCAGAUUGUGAAGACCUGGCAGCAGAUCAACUGGCCAGACCCUGAGGAAGCCUUCAUGAUCAUGGUGAAGCUUGUGGAGGACAUGUGUAGAAUUGCCCUGAUGUACUGCCGGCUCAUCAAGGGGAGGGCUGAGGCUCUGUCGCAGCACAAGCAGAAUGAGGGUGAAGAGGCCAACAGGCUCUGCAUCGUGGUGAACAACAUCAAGCAGCUGCGGCUGCUGAUCCUGAAGCUGCCAUCGCAGCUGGACUGGGUGCAGCUGGAGCAGCGCACGGGAGCCGUCAUCGACCGGCAGCAGAUCCAGCAUACGCUGCACAACCAGCUCGACAGCACCAUCUCCUGCCUGGAUCACGAGGUCCAGGAGGUGGUGCAAACCCUGGCCACCAAGCUGGAAAAGGGCAUUGCCAGACACAUCCAGGAGCUCUCAUCUUCUAAUGACACCAGGGAGCCUGAGGAUGCCAUCAUCCCCCUCAUGAAGUUUCUGGAGUCAGAGCUGCAGUAUCUCAAUGAGCAUCUGGUCCAGGAGAACUUUAAAAGCCUCCUCACUCUCCUCUGGCAUCACACCUUGGCCGUGCUGUCAGCAGCCAUGGGGCAGCAGGUCCCCUCAGCCCAGUGCUACAAGAAGCUGCACUGUGCCCUGAAGAGCCUGGAGCUGUGCUUCCAUGCCGAGGGCUGUGGACUGCCGCUGGAGAUGCUCCACACAGCAGUCUUCCAGUCGCUGGACACCCGCCUGGACCUCUACUCUGCCACCAGCCGCAAACUCAUCCAGAAAUACUUCAGCAACAGGAUCCAGCAGCAGCUGGAUGCCAGCUCGGAGAAGUAUGGGGCUGUGACCAUCAAAGCACUGUACUGCCCUUCGGAGCAGAAACUCCAUGUGGAAGUCCUCAAUGCUGUCAACCUCAUCCCUUUGGACUCCAAUGGCUCCAGUGACCCCUUCAUCCAACUCACCUUGGAGCCCCGGCAUGAGUUCCCCGAGGUGGUGGCCAGGGCCACCCAGUGCAAGAGGAAUGAGCGGCACCCCCUCUUUGAUGAAGCCUUUGACUUCUUGAUCCCUGCUGAGAAGUGCCGGCAGGAGGGUGCCUGCCUUCUCCUGACCGUGUUUGACUACGACAUGCUGGGGGCCAACGACCUGGAAGGUGAAGCCUUUUACCCCCUCUGCCACCUGCCUGGCCUCAACACCAAUGAGGACCCUGCUGAUGCAGGAAGGGUGCCCCAGACCCGCCUCCCUCUCACACACCCCAAACCCACUGGAGAUGAGAUUCUCCAGCUGCUGGAGUCCAGGAAGGGGGACAAAGAGGCUCAGGCCUUUGUUAAGCUCCGCAAGCAACGAGCCAAGCAGUCCAAGGAGACAGAAUGAGGCAGAGGAAGAGGGGCCUGAAAUGAGGGGCUCCAGCCAAUGGGACCCCUCUAGAAUUUUCCUGGUUCUGGGGCUAGAGCCAUCUGCAGGGACCAGGAGUGAGAGGGGGUCCCUGUGCCCUGCAAACCUUCCCAGCAUUCACCUCUCCCCCACCCUUGGGUAGCUCCUGUGAGGCUGGGGAGGGUGUACCUGGUAUUUCAGGGCAUUUCUUUGCCUGUCUGGACUAGCGACAGUACUCCAGGGAUGGGAAAUUGUCUGGCUGUCCCUGCCCACCCCCUCUUUAGCUAGUCACUGCUGGUACCACAUCUUGUGGCCAUGUCCCAGAAACUCCUGUCUGCAGCAUGCGGUCAGGGCAAAGUAAAGGCAUCAUCAUUUAUUUGGGGUGUGGACAACCAGUGGCCAAACCUGCUUUUUUCUUUCUUUUUUUUUUUUUUUUUUCCCCUUUUCAUCUAUUCUUUUCCCUCUUUUUUCCCAUGGCAUGGAUCAGCCUCUAAUUUUAAAUUAAAAACUUCAAAGCUCA